This is a messenger RNA of Marasmius oreades (fairy-ring Marasmius), 1410 nucleotides long. RefSeq lists its product as uncharacterized. Lineage: Eukaryota; Fungi; Basidiomycota; Agaricomycetes; Agaricales; Marasmiaceae. Bases 1 to 1410 code for a protein of 469 amino acids. The transcript has 13 exons. The record is from RefSeq and is a predicted model, not a curated record.
AUGUUGUCCUAUAUCGCGCUAUCCGUUUUGGUUCCAUUGCUAUUAUCAUCAUGUCUGGCUUCGCCUUUGCAGACCCCUCGGGAAACGACUCUGGAGAAGAGACAGUCUUCGUCAAUGAUCACCUUCGUUGAUCUUGCAACUAACACAGGAAACUCUGUUCAUCGCGCAUCGGGUUUACUCUAUGGUGUGCCUGAUCCCGGCAGUCAAAUUCCAUCCAGUUUCUAUACAGGCAUGGGUUUCAACCAUCUAAGUGCCGGUGGGGCUCAAUUCCCGGAUGCAUCCGGGUGGAUCGGUGGAGGAUAUACCGGACGUUUCCAAGAUGUCCUUGCGAACUACAAGACAGCGAAAUCGUUCGGUGCUCAAUUCAUGCUCAAGACUAGUGACCUCUGGGGAGCCGAUGCCACUCAGCCAAGUAAUGCCAUUUGGCCUGGCGAUGGUGGAAGUUAUGCGGAAUAUGAUCGAUUCCUUACCCAACUCGUCAGCGACCUGAAGGCCAACGGGAUGACUGACAUCAUGUUUUUGAUCUGGAAUGAGCCUGACCUUAGUAUCUUCUGGGCUGUUGGCAUUGACCGCUACCUCCAAACAUGGACUCAUACAGCCAAUUUCCUCAAGUCCAACCUACCGGGUGUUCGCAUAGCAGGCCCAUCCUUCUCCUCUCCACCUAACUCUGGAAACACUUGGUGGCAGCGUUGGCUUACGGAGUGCAAGAACUCCGGUACUGCCCCCAACGUUUACACCUGGCAUCACGAGUUUAGCACAAACGAUAAUUUGAAUGAUCUUUCCGUGGCGCAGCCCAAUAUGGUCAAUCUCAUUAACUCUUUCGGGCUACCUAUGGGCGAAUUCAUCAUUGACGAGUACGGAAUUCUCGCCGAGCAGGUGCCAGGAGGAGCUGCAUGGUGGAUCGGUAGCUUUGAGAGGUGGAACAUGUAUGGAUUAAGAGGUAACUGGGUUAGCACAUGGAAACUCCAGGACUUCUUUGCUGGCCUUCUCGGAAAGACGAACAAUAAUGACAGGUUUGGUACUGGGUAUUACUCUAACGGAGAAUACCAGGUGUACAAGUACUACGUGAAUACGAUGAUUGGCCACCGGGUGAAGACCACAAGGAGCACUGACAAGAAGAUGGAUUCGUACGCCGUCGUUGACACUCACCGUGUCCGUAUCCUUGUCGGUGGCAGGCAGGUUACUGGCACUUACCAACUUACGAUCCAAAAUCUCUCUGUCCUCGGUCUUCCGACGUCUGGUACCAUUACAGUUCACACCUUUGAAUUCCCUUACACCGGCGUGACUGGCAGAGUCGAUGCACCUACGGACCUGGGAACAGUGGCCCAUACGUACUCGGGAAACACACUCUCCUUCCCAAUUUUCCAGACUAGUACGACGACCACCUGGGCGUUCGAGUUUGACUAUUAG